AUGCCUUCUAUUCCUGGAUGUACGAGCGUCAGCAGCCCUUGUGGCGAACCUCUCCUUGCCGCCCCUCUGUUUCUAACUCACCCUUCCGCUCUUCGACUCUCCCUUCUCUCCACUCUUCGUUCCGAACGCCAGGAUAAGGCAUUCACAGUGGAUAAGGCAUUCACAGUGGAUGAUGGCUUCUAUGCCUGGAUGUUCGAGCUCCAGUUCCCCGAUCAAGCAUUCACGGUGGACGAUGGCUUCUAUGCCUGGAUUUACGAGCGCCAGCAGCCCGUAUGGCAGACCAUCCUCUCCUUCCUGCUCCCGGUCUUCACAGUCGCCUGCUGCCUCUUCCCCGUCUUCCCCCACUGGUGCAAGCUCGCCGUGCUCUACUUCCUUCUAGGGCUCAUCGCCCUCAUCUUCCUGCUGCUGUUUGUCCGGGUGGCAAUAUUCGGAGUCAUCUGGCUGGCUGUGGGCAAGCGCGUCUGGUUCUUCCCCAGCAUCCUAGCAGAGGAGGGCUCGCUGGCAGAGCUCUUCCGCUUCUGGCCGGAUAAGGACGAUAAGCCGCCCGCAAAGAUCACCACGCGCCUGGCGGUGGCUGUGAUGCUGGGGUUCACCUUCUGGCUCAUGGUCACAUAUGCUCCUGACCAAGAGCAACGGGCCAAGUACCAGAAGAAAGUGUCCAACAUCAUUGACGACGUCUUGCAAUGGAAACCGCAGAUGCUUGCAGGGAAGUCAACACCCGCCGCCCCCUCCAAUGCCACGUCAGAAAAUCAGACCUCUGCAAAUGCCACUGCUGGCAAUUCAACAACUCCCAAUGCAAGUGCAGAGGCAGCUGAUCCCAAGGCAGAUAGCACCAGUGGUGCCAGUACUGGUAGCAGUGGCAGCUCUGAUGCCGGCACUGGGAAGGAGGAUGUAUCAGAACAGGCUUCUGAGGGGGACCAAAUCACCUCACUUCGGACCAGUCCGCGCCACGCGUAUUCGUAUUUGUCAGACACUAUGGCUGACGACGAGCCUGUGGAUCCGAAGCCCGAGAUUGAGGAGGGGUGCCGGCCGAAGUGUGUGAAGCAGCUUCUCGCGUACGAGGCCUGUGUAAAGAGGAUCGAAGGCGACGAGACUGGGGAGAAGCAUUGCACUGGCCAGUACUUCGAUUACUGGGCGUGCAUUGAUAAAUGCGCACAGGCGAUGCAGUCCGUGUCGUUCCUCUACUUGAAGGCUCCUGGGUACAACGCCGAGAGCCAAGAGCCGGGACUGCCUUGCCUCCCUGUUUCCCUUGCCUCCCUGUGUCCCAGGUUUGCCUCAUCCACUCAUGCCCCCUUUCCCUUGCCUCCCUGUUUCCCUUCACUUCCGGAUUUCUGUGCCUCCCAUUCCCUUCUCUUUCUCUCCCUGUUCCUUGACUCCCGAUUGCAGUUCCAGAAGGAGCAGGAGUAUUUCAAACAAACGGCGCUGCUCUCAAAGCAACAAAAAGCCAAAGCAGAGGCGAUGCAGUCCGUGUCGUUCCUCUAUAUGAAGCCUCCCGGGUACAACGCUGAGAGCGCGCGGGCGGCAGAGCUCGCAGAGGAGGAGAGGGCGAAGCAGGAGAGGGAGGGGAAGGAGAUGCUGGAAGGGGGAGGAGGGGGGGAAGGAGGCGGAGGGGAAGGUGGGGAAGGAGAGCGAGGAGGAGGGGAGGAUGGGGGUAUGGGUGCGGAUGGGGCGUUGGUGGUGGCGGAGGCAGGGUGA
Closterium sp. Naga37s-1 is the source of this 1695-nucleotide messenger RNA. The record is from the annotation of a GenBank genome assembly. Lineage: Eukaryota; Viridiplantae; Streptophyta; Zygnematophyceae; Desmidiales; Closteriaceae.